Odocoileus virginianus texanus is the source of this 985-nucleotide messenger RNA. The record is from RefSeq and is a predicted model, not a curated record. NCBI's taxonomy places the organism in Eukaryota, Metazoa, Chordata, Mammalia, Artiodactyla, Cervidae.
GCCAAUUCUAUUCUGGAAUAUCUUAUGUGUGGCCCUGAGACUGUCCUAAGUGUUACUUGUGAAGUUAAUCAUUACCCCAGCAGUUGUCUAAAUUGCUUGAUUCCGUGCUUGGUUCGACAGCACAUAUACUAAAUUGCUUGAUUCCACUGGGCUGCACACACAGGAGUCUCCAGAGAGCAGCAUGUUCCCUUUGCUCUUUGGGGCUGGACUGGUGGUUCUGAACCUAGUGAGCUCUGCUACGAGCCGGAAGACAGAACCCCUUAGUAGCAAUGGGGACCAGCCCCUCUUCCGUGGAGCAGAUCGACAUGACUUUUCCAUUGUGAUCCCUCCAGGAGGCACAGAAUGCUUCUGGCAAUUUGCCCACCAGACUGGCUACUUCUAUUUCAGUUACGAGGUUCAGCGGACACUAGGAAUGUCACAUGACCGGCAUGUUGCUGCCACUGCACAUACCCCACAGGGUUUCCUUAUACAGACCUCUAAGAAUGUUCGGGGCCAGAUUAACUUCUCUACCCACGAGACAGGUUUUUAUCAGCUUUGUCUAGCAAACCAGCAAAACCGCUUUGGUUCCGUGCAAGUAUACCUCAAUUUUGGAGUCUUCUAUGAGGGGCCUGAGAUGGACCACAAGGAGAAUGAAAGAAAACAACUGAAUGAUACUCUGGAUGCAAUUGAGGAGAGCACACGAAAGGUGCAUUACAAUAUCUUUCACAUGUGGCGACACUACAACUUUGCUCGCAUGAGAAAAACAGCUGACUUUUUCCUUCUCCAAUCAAACUAUAACUAUGUGAAUUGGUGGUCAACAGCCCAGAGCCUUGUCAUUGUUCUUUCUGGGAUCCUGCAGCUGUAUUUCUUGAAGCGUCUCUUCAAUAUCCCAAUGACUACAGAAACACAAAAGCCAAGAUGCUAAUAAGCUCAAAUGACUACAGUGCCCUAGCUCUUUCCUUCUGGGACACAAGCUUUGUCAAAUCUUUAUAAAGUUGUUGGGAAA